GUAUGAUGCCAUCCGGAUAUCCUUUACAUGGAAUCAAGGAGAAGAGGUACACGCGUGUUCAGAAGCAACUACGUUUUAUAUUACUUUCGUAGUUUGCUAUAGGCUGUCGAAUGGACUUACUUUGAAAUAUUUGACUUAAUUAAACGAAAUCUCCAAGUACCAAAAACACCAAAGGAAAAGACGGGUCGUAACUCAAAGAGCCGCCAUGUUCUUGCAGUUCUACCUUAACGAGAACGGGGACAGAGUUUAUACACUAAAGAAGGUGGAUUCUACCGGACAGCCCACCAGCUCUGCGCACCCAGCUCGUUUUUCGCCUGAUGACAAGUUCUCCCGACACCGAGUGACCGUGAAGAAACGCUUCGGACUACUGCUUACCCAACAGCCACGACCGGUGUUGUGAAACACUGAAGAAUAGAUAUGGUUAUAGACACGUGUAUAUCGUGGGUGGAUUACGGUCUCCCAUUUAACUUACGUUGCUUACAUAUGUUGGUGAUGGAAAUUGAUUGUAUAGACUUUUCAGUACAAUGUAAUAACUUGUUAAACUUUAUAACCACUCGUAUCAUUUGACUUGACAUCUCACAUUUAAAAUAAAUCAUUUAGACUUUUA
Electrophorus electricus (electric eel) is the source of this 607-nucleotide messenger RNA. It is a transcript of the gene nop10, whose product is annotated as NOP10 ribonucleoprotein homolog (yeast). Gene Ontology annotation, cellular component: box H/ACA snoRNP complex. Lineage: Eukaryota; Metazoa; Chordata; Actinopteri; Gymnotiformes; Gymnotidae. Gene Ontology annotation, molecular function: snoRNA binding; telomerase RNA binding. Gene Ontology annotation, biological process: rRNA pseudouridine synthesis; ribosome biogenesis; snRNA pseudouridine synthesis. The record is from RefSeq and is a predicted model, not a curated record.